AUGUAUAUACCUAUUUUGUUGAAUGCACAAACGAAAAAAGAUGAAUCUUUAUUAUUAGGAUGUGGUUUAGGUGACAAUGGUGGCAAAGAUUCAGAUGGAAGACAAUGGAAUCCAGACAACAAAUACCUUUCAGGAGGAAAUUCAAUAACAUCAAAAGCCUCGUUUCAAGACCCUUCUCUUUUAUCAGAAAUUCCAUACAUGUCAGCGCGUGUUUUCACAUCAGAAUCAACCUACAAAUUCCCUAUUCUACCAAAUAAACGUUAUUGGUUAAGACUACAUUUUUAUCCUUCUGUUUACAACAAUUUGAACCCAUCGGAUUCGUAUUUUUCUGUAACGGCAAAUGGUGUUGCACUUCUCAACAAUUUUAGCUCAUCGAUUACAUGUCAAGCCUUAUCUCAAGCUUAUCUUGAUAGAGAAUAUUCACUUGCACCUUUGAAUUCAAAUGUUCUUAAUCUUACUUUUAAGCCUUCUGAUAAACACAAUGGUGCUUUUGCUUUUAUUAAUGGUAUUCAACUUAUUCAAAUGCCGGAUUUGUUGUUAGAUUCACCUUCAUUGGUCGGUUAUGAUGAUCAAACCAUGGAUGCUAAAAAUUUGCAUUUUCAAACAAUGUUUAGAUUAAAUGUUGGUGGGCAAUUUAUAUCUCCAGUUCAAGAUUCCGGUUUGAGUCGAACAUGGUACGAUGAUACGCCUUAUCUUUACGGUGCUUCCACUGGUAUUACAAAUCAAGCUGCUAAGGAUGUUAAAAUUGAUUAUCAAACUAUGCCUCAAUACAUUGCUCCUCAUGAUGUUUAUUCAACGUCAAGAUCAAUGGGAAAUAAUAAAGAUGUCAACAUGGGAUACAAUCUCACAUGGAUGUUUCAAGUUGAUCCGAAUUCAAUGUACUUAACCAGGUUGCAUUUUUGUGAUUACUUUUAUUCUAAAGUUAAUGAGAUUGUUUUCAAUGUCUUUGUCAACAAUCAAACGGCGCAGACUGGGGCGGAUGUUAUUGGUUGGACAGGCAGUAAAGGAGUGCCUACUUAUAAGGAUUAUGUGAUUUAUGUUCAAGAUCAGGCAGGUGAUGAUCAACUUUGGCUUGCAUUGCAUCCAUCGCCCGAUUCAAAGCCGGAAUAUUAUGAUGCUAUACUCAAUGGUGUUGAGAUAUUCAAACUCAAUGAUACUGAUUUGUCUGGACCAAAUCCUCAACCUUCUGAUAUGAUGAUUGAACAUGACAAUCAGGAAAAAACUUUUCAAAACAAAAAAAAUGGUCAUAAUAAGAGUUUUGUUAUUGGUGGUGCUGCCGGUGGUGCGGCAGGUUUUGCAAUUGUUGCUGCUAUAUGUGUUGCUGUUCAUCACAGGAAGAAGAGAGCACCAGGUUCAUACACAAACACCACAUCAAGUUGGUUGCCUCUCUAUGGAAAUUCUCACACAACCGGAACGAAAUCAACAGGAUCAGGGAAGAGUACUAUGGGCAGUGGUGCAAAUUUAGCCAUGGCUCAAGGACUGUGUCGAUAUUUCUCUUUACAAGAGAUGAAGCAAGCAACCAAGAAUUUUGAUGAGUCCAAUGUUAUUGGUGUAGGAGGGUUUGGAAAGGUUUACAAGGGUGUUAUUGAUAAUGGUGUUAAAGUGGCUAUUAAGAGAUCAAAUCCACAAUCAGAACAAGGAGUAAAUGAAUUUCAAACUGAAAUUGAGAUGCUUUCAAAGCUUAGACAUAAACAUUUAGUGUCUUUGAUUGGUUUUUGUGAGGAAGAUGAGGAAAUGUGUUUGGUUUAUGAUUACAUGGCUCAUGGAACCAUGAGGGAGCAUCUAUACAAAGGAAACAAACCAAUAGAUACUUUAUCAUGGAAGCAAAGGUUGGAGAUUUGCAUUGGUGCUGCAAGAGGUCUUCAUUACCUUCACACAGGUGCAAAGUACACUAUAAUUCAUAGAGAUGUGAAAACAACAAACAUUCUUCUAGAUGAAAAUUUUGUUGCAAAGGUUUCAGAUUUUGGAUUGUCGAAAACCGGUCCAAAUAUGAACCAGGGUCAUGUUAGUACAGUGGUAAAAGGUAGUUUUGGAUAUUUGGAUCCUGAAUAUUUUAGAAGACAACAAUUGACUGAAAAGUCUGAUGUUUACUCAUUCGGGGUUGUUCUAUUCGAGGCAUUGUGUUCAAGGCCUGCUUUAAAUCCUAGCCUUCAAAAGGAACAAGUUAGCCUUGCAGAUUGGGCUUUGCUAAACAAAAGGAAAGGAAAAUUGGAGGAUAUAAUUGAUCCAAAUCUUAAAGGAAAGAUCAACCCUGAAAGCUUGAACAAGUUUGCUGAUACAGCUGAAAAGUGUCUGUCUGAUCAUGGACUUGAUCGUCCCUCCAUGAAUGAUCUGUUGUGGAAUCUUGAAUUUGCUCUCAACCUUCAAGAAAAUCCUGAUGGUUCAACUCAUAAGAACACGUCACAUUUAAAUGAGAGUGAAUUUGAAGAGGUGAAUUUGUCACACAAUAAUGAAAUGGCAGCACAUUACAAAAACCUUAGCCUUGGAAGUGAGCAUGACCUUAGUCAUCAUGACUCAACUGAGAAUUCUGCUGCCAUUUUCUCUCAAAUUGUCAACCCGAAAGGGCGAUGA
Molecule: messenger RNA, 2571 nt
Organism: Medicago truncatula (barrel medic)
Lineage: Eukaryota; Viridiplantae; Streptophyta; Magnoliopsida; Fabales; Fabaceae
Product: receptor-like protein kinase ANXUR1
Exons: 2
Coding region: 1-2571 (856 amino acids)
Biological process (GO): protein phosphorylation
Molecular function (GO): ATP binding; transmembrane receptor protein tyrosine kinase activity
Source: RefSeq, a predicted model, not a curated record